UAUUUUAUUUAUUUGAUCUCUCUCCUACAAUUACUCCCUCUCUGCUCUCUCUGACUAUUUCUCUCUCUCUCUCUCUAAAAUAUUCUUCCAGAAAAUUGAAAGCUUGAUCCUUCAGCUACUGCUUAUGUAAUUGCUUAUUCGAAUUAAUGAAGAGAAUACAUUGAUUCAAUUGGUAGACGGAGGAACACAUGCACCGCUAAUGCGUUCAGGUGGUAGACUGGAAAUUGGGGAGGAUUGGCAAGCGGAUUUGGUUGAGAAAUGGGGGCUUCUCCGGCCAAGUUCUUGUUCGGAUUCCUAUUUGUCUCCAUCGUACUAUGGAUUAUAUUCAUGUUUGCUUCCAGGUUACUGGCACGGAUCCUUAGUCGAGUUAUGGGGGCAUCAGUUGGAUUUCGAGUUGGUGGAUGGAAAUGCUUGAGAGACAUUGUUGUGAAGUUCAAUAAGGGUGCUAUUGAAUCCAUAUCUGUUGGUGAAAUCAGACUAAGUCUACGCCAGUCCUUGGUUAAGCUUGGGGUCGGCUUCAUUUCCAGGGAUCCAAAAUUGCAGGUGGUAAUAUGCGACUUAGAAGUUGUAAUCAGGUCUUCGCAGAAAAGCACUCAGAAAAGCACUCAGAAAACCAAAUCAAAAAAAUCCCGCAGCUCAGGUAGAGGGAAGUGGAUGGUUUUGGCUAACAUGGCAAGGUUUUUGUCAAUCUCUUUGACUGAUCUUGUGUUAAAGACGCCAAAGGCUACUUUGGAUAUUAAAGAACUGAGAGUAGACAUAUCGAAAGAUGGUGGACCUGAGGCGGCCUUGUUUGUAAAGCUGCUGCUUUUUCCUAUUAAUGUUCACCUAGGUGAAUCACGAGUGACAUCUGAUCAGUCAGUAACCUCUGGUGGAUCUCUCUCUGCUAACCAGUUGAACGGUGGGGCUUGUGCUCCUUUCAGCUGUGAAGAAUUCUCUCUCUUGUGUGAGCUUGGUCAUAAUAGGGAAGCUGGUAUAGUCAUUAGGAAUUUGGAUGUUACAUUCGGGGAAGUCCACGUAAACUUAAAUGAGGAUUUGUUGCUUAAGAAAAAGGGUUUGUCCGAAACCUCAUCUGACCAUUCCUCAGUUGUACCAGCACACAAGGAAUCUGGGUCUGCUGAAAAACCACAAGGAAAACAAAAGUUGGCUGCGUUAUCCAAAUUCACUUCCAUUUUCCCAGAAAAGGCUGCCUUCACUCUGCCUAAACUUGAUGUAACGGUUGCACAUCGAGGUUAUGGGCUCAUGCUUGAGAAUAACAUUAUGGGAGUCCAACUGAAAUUGAUGAAAUCUCGAUCUGUUGAAGAUGUGGGUGAAAGUGCAAGGCUUGAUAUUCAGCUGGAAUUUAGUGAGAUUCAUCUGCUUAGAGAAGUUGGCAUCUCUGUUAUGGAAAUCCUGAAACUGGAUGUUGUUUCCUCUGUUUAUAUACCACUACAGCCCAACUCCCCUAUCAGAUCUGAAAUUGAUGUUAAGCUUGGGGGCACACAGUGCAACUUAGUUUUGAACAGGUUAGAACCAUGGAUGCGCAUCCGUCCUCCACCUAAGCCGAAAAAGGAACCAGUAGAAGAAAGCUCUACCAAAGAAAAACCAAAGGCAUCUGAACAGAAAGGAAUCAUGUGGACAUGCACCCUUUCAGCCCCAGAGAUGACAGUUGUGCUUUAUAGUUUGAAUGGCUUUCCACUAUACCAUGGUUGCUCACAGUCAUCACACAUAUUUGCUAACAACAUUUCUAGUACAGGUGCCACGCUACAUAUGGAACUUGGUGAACUAAACCUACACAUGUCUGAUGAAUAUCAAGAAUGCUUGAAAGAAAGCUUGUUUGGCGUGGAAACAAAUACAGGUUCAUUAAUGCACAUUGCUAAGGUCAGCUUGGACUUGGGUAAGAAAGAUGCAGAUUCACCUGAAGAUGUUUCAAAGAGUAAGAUGGUUCUUGGUGUGGAUGUUACUGGCAUGGGUUUGUACUUCACCUUCAGGCGUCUUGAAUCACUGGUAUUAACUGCUCUAUCCUUUAAGGCCUUGGUGAAAAGGAUAUCUGCCUCAAGUAAGAAACCAGCACAAAGCAAAGGCAUCAAGUCAUCCAAGCCAUCAGGCAAAGGGAUUCAGCUUUUGAAACUAAAUCUGGAAAGGUGCUCUGUCAAUGUCUGUGGAGAUGUGGGCUUGGAUGACAUAGUUAUUCCAGAUCCCAAACGCGUUGAUUAUGGAUCCCAAGGUGGUAGAGUUUUAAUUAGUAUCUUAGCUGAUGGGACCCCACGCACUGCUCAUGUAAUGCCUACAACUUCAGAAGAGUGCAGAAAGUUGAACUAUUCUGUAUCUCUUGAUAUUUACCACUUCAGUUUUUGCAUGAACAAGGAGAAAAAAUCAAUGCAGAUGGAGCUUGAAAGAGCUAAAUCUAUCUAUCAAGAAUUUGGUGAAGAUAAUAAUCCGGGAGCAAAGGUUCCCUUGUUUGACAUGCAGAAUGCAAAGCUUGUUAGGCGAUCUGGUGGUCUUAAAGAAAUUGAGGUCUGUUCUCUUUUCAGUGCCACAAAUAUCUCGCUUAGGUGGGAGCCAGAUUUGCAUAUCUCGUUAUUUGAACUAGGGUUGAAGUUGAAGUUACUGGUACAAAACCAUAAGCAUCAGGGACACGAUGACGGGGAGAAAAUUCACACUGUGAAAGAUAAUGAGCCUAAAAAUGAGACUUCUUUGGAAUCAGUCAAGUACGGGAAACCACCAAAGAAAAGAGAAUCAAUUUUUGCUGUUGAUGUGGAAAUGCUUAGUAUAUCUGCUGAAGCUGGAGAUGGAGUUGAAGCCUUUAUUCAGGUUCAGUCCAUCUUUUCUGAGAAUGCCCGAAUCGGAGUGCUUCUCGAGGGUCUUAUGGUCCAACUAAAUGAAGCUAGAAUUAUUAGGAGCAGCAGGAUGCAAAUAUCUCGAGUCCCUAAUGCCUCUGGGAGUUCUUCAGAUGCAAAAUCUGUAACAGUAACUACCUGGGACUGGGUAAUUCAAGCCCUUGAUGUGCAUAUAUGCUUGCCAUUUAGGUUGGAGUUGCGUGCAAUUGAUGAUGCUGUCGAAGAUCAGCUACGGGCGUUGAAGCUUGUGAUGUCUGCGAAAACUAGAUGUAUGUUUCCUGAGAAGAAAGAGCAGUCAAAAGAUUCAAAACCCAAGAAACCUAGUUCAUCAAGAACUGGAUUCAUUAAGUUGAGUAUACGUAAACUAACAGCUGAAAUUGAGGAAGAACCACUACAGGGUUGGCUUGACGAGCAUUACCAGCUUUUGAAAAAUGAAGCUCGUGAAUUAGCUGUUAGGUUAAGCUUUCUUGAUGAACUUAUUUCUAAGGGUAGCCAAUGUCAUGCUGAAUCAAAUAAUUCUCUUGAAGGAAAAGUGCAGUAUAAUGGGGAGGAGAUUGAUGUUCAAGAUGCUUCAGCUAUCCAGAAAUUGCGCGAUGAAAUAUACCAACGAUCAUUCCGGUCAUAUUACCAGGCAUGCCAGCUCCUUGUUCCAUCAGAAGGAUCAGGUGCCUGUAAAAAUGGCUUCCAAGCUGGUUUCAAGCCCAGCACAGCCAGAACUUCUCUUUUCUCUGUUUGUGCUACUGAAUUAGAUGUAAGCUUGACAAAAAUUGAAGGUGGUGAGGCUGGGAUGAUUGAAGUUUUGCAUAAGCUUGAUCCUGUAUGCCUUGCCCAUAACAUUCCAUUUUCAAGACUGUAUGGAGGGAACAUUAUUCUGCAUGCAGGUACUAUUGUUGUUCGGAUAAGAGACUAUACAUGCCCAAUGCUUGCUACAACUGGUGGUCGAUGCGAAGGCCGUAUUAUUCUAGCUCAACAGGCAACGCCUUUUCAGCCCCAAAUGGACCAAGAUGUCUAUGUUGGGAAAUGGAGGAAAGUGCACCUUCUUCGCUCACUCAGCGGCACAACUCCACCAAUAAAAACAUUUUUGGAUUUGCCUUUACAUUUCCAGAAAGGAGAAAUUUCCUUUGGUGUUGGUUUUGAACCAUCCUUCACUGAUCUCAGCUAUGCUUUUACUGUGGCUCUCCGUAGAGCCAAUUUAAGCAUUAGGAACCCAAAUCCAGUAGUUCAGCCCCCUAAAAAGGAAAAGAGCUUACCUUGGUGGGAUGAAAUGAGAAACUACAUUCAUGGAAAUACCACUUUAUGUUUUUCUGAGACAAGAUGGAAUAUUCUUGCGACCACGGAUCCCUAUGAAAACUUAGAUAAGCUUUAUGUUGUUUCGGGCUAUCUGGAAAUCCAGCAAUCAGAUGGUCGUAUUUAUGCUUCUGCAAAGGAUUUCAAGUUUUUUCCAAGCAGUUUAGAAUGCUUACUGAAGAACCCCCCUUCGAAACAUUUUUCUGAAUUUUCUGUGCCUUUCCUAGUCGUCCCGUUCUUCACACUUGAAGUAACACUUGAAUGGGAUUGUGAAUCUGGCGAUCCACUAAAUCAUUAUUUAUUUGCACUUCCAAGUGAAGGUGUAGCUCGUGAAUUUGUUUUUGACCCCUUCAGAUCCAUUGCUCUUUCGCUGAGAUGGAAUUUCUCCCUUAGGCCUACUCUUCCCUCUAAUAGUCACCAGUCGCAAUCAUCUUCCACUAAUGAUCAGGUUGUUCUGGAUGGAGUUGCUUGUAGUCCCUUGAAAUCAGAGAAUGCACGGAAUGAUUCACCAACUGUCAAUCUUGGUCCUCAUGAUUUAGCAUGGCUUAUCAAAUUUUGGAACUUAAAUUAUCUGCCCCCUAAUAAAUUGCGGACCUUUUCCAGGUGGCCCCGCUUUGGGGUCCCUCGGAUUCCCAGAUCAGGAAAUCUUGCACUGGAUAAGGUAAUGACAGAAUUUAUGCUCCGGAUUGAUGCUACCCCUACUUGUAUAAGGCACGUGCCUUUACAUGAUGAUGAUCCAGCAAAGGGACUGACAUUUAACAUGACAAAGGUGAAAUUUGAAAUGUAUUUUAGUCGGGGUAAGCAAAAGUUUACAUUUGAAUGCUUUCGGGAUCCUCUUGACCUGGUGUAUCAGGGUCUUGACCUUCACCUACCCAAAGCAUACAUAAGUAAGGAAGAUUGCAUAACUGUUGCAAAAGUAAUUCAAAUGACUAGGAAAAAGUCCCCCCCUGCAUCCAUGGAAAGAGUCAUGAGUGAUAAAAGCAGCUCCACACAGAACACCACUGAAAGGCAUCAGGAUGAUGGAUUUUUGUUAUCAUCAGAUUACUUUACAAUCCGCAGGCAAUCCCCAAGGGCUGAUGCUGCAAGGUUAUUGGCAUGGCAAGAAGCUGGUAGGAGAAAUCUUGAAAUGACCUAUGUCAGAUCUGAGUUUGAAAAUGGGAGUGAAAGUGAUGACCAUACAAGAUCUGACCCCAGCGAUGAUGAUGGAUACAAUGUCGUUAUUGCUGACAAUUGUCAACGGAUUUUUGUUUAUGGUCUGAAGCUACUUUGGACUCUUGAAAAUAGAGAUGCUGUUUGGUCUUGGGUAGGUGGGUUAUCUAAGGCAUUUGCACCUCCAAAGCCUUCUCCUUCUCGAAUGUAUGCCCAAAGAAAAUUGCUUGAGGAGAAAAAUGUCCUUGAUAGACCUGAUGAUCAGAAAGAUGAUACCCAAAAAUCUUCUUCUGUCAUUGAUGGUGCAAGUUCUUCUUCCCAGAAUGUGGAGACAUCAAAAUCUCUCUCCUCUCCUUCUUCCCAGAAUGUGGAGACAUCAAAGUCUCUCUUUUCUCCUUCCCAGAAUGUGGAGACAUCAAAAUCUCUCUCUCCUCCUCCCAAGAAUGUGGAGACAUCAAAAUCUCUAUCUCCUCCUUCCGAGAAUGUGGAGACAUCAAAGUCUCCAUUUUCUCCUUCCCAGAAUGUGGAGGCAUCAAAAUCUCUAUCUUCUCCUUCUUCUCAGAAUGUGGAGACAUCAAAAUCUAUCUCUUCUCUGCCAAGUUCAGACACAGUGGAAAAUCCUUCCUCUAGUGCAAUUGCAAAAAAUAGCAAUGUUGAUGACCCUGAGGAGGAGGGCACACGCCAUUUCAUGGUGAACGUUAUUGAGCCACAAUUCAAUCUUCACUCUGAAGAAGCUAAUGGUAGAUUCUUGCUCGCGGCUGUGAGUGGUCGUGUUUUGGCUCGAUCCUUUCAUUCAGUUCUUCAUGUUGGCUAUGAAAUGAUUGAACAAGCACUUAGUGGAGAAAAGAUCCAAAUACCUGAAUCUCAGCCUGAAAUGACAUGGAACCGCAUGGAGUUCUCUGUGAUGUUGGAGCACGUGCAAGCUCAUGUAGCCCCAACUGAUGUGGAUCCAGGGGCUGGACUGCAGUGGCUCCCCAAAAUUCGACGGAGCUCACCAAAAGUAAAGCGUACUGGAGCUUUACUAGAAAGGGUUUUUAUGCCCUGUGACAUGUAUUUCCGAUACACCAGGCACAAAGGAGGAACUUCUGAUCUUAAGGUGAAGCCCUUGAAAGAGCUUACAUUCAAUUCUCAUAAUAUAACAGCUUCAAUGACAUCCAGACAAUUCCAAGUCAUGCUUGAUGUGUUGACCAAUCUUCUCUUUGCGCGUCUUCCUAAGCCUCGCAGAAAUAGUCUAUCAUAUUCAGCUGAAGAUGAUGAAGACGUUGAGGAGGAGGCCGAUGAAGUGGUUCCUGAUGGUGUUGAAGAAGUAGAACUAGCAAAAGUUAACCUUGAACAGAAAGAGAGGGUGCAGAAGGUGAUCUUUGAUGAUAUAAGGAAGUUGUCUGUGCGAGCUGAUAUUUCUGGUGACCCAAAUCAAGAAAUGGAGAUGGAUCUAUGGAUGAUAACUUGUGGAAGGUCCAUACUGGUGCAAAGAUUGAAAAAAGAGCUCAUCAAUGCACAAAACUCCAGAAAGGCUGCAUCAGCUUCUCUAAGGACAGCUUUGCAGAAAGCUGCACAGCUACGACUAAUGGAAAAAGAGAAAAAUAAAAGCCCUUCUUAUGCUAUGCGGAUUUCUUUGCAAAUUAAUAAGGUGGUCUGGAGCAUGCUUGUUGAUGGGAAGUCUUUUGCUGAAGCUGAGAUAAAUGACAUGAUCUAUGAUUUUGACAGAGAUUAUAAGGAUGUUGGUGUCGCUAAGUUCACUACAAAAUCCUUUGUUGUGAGAAAUUGUCUUCCCAAUGCCAAGUCAGACAUGCUCCUGUGUCCGUGGAACCCUCGUGCUGAAUGGGGAAAAAAAGUGAUGCUCCGUGUAGAUGCAAAACAAGGAUCUCCAAAGGAUGGUAACACACCUCUUGAAUUGUUCCAGGUGGAUAUUUACCCUUUGAAGAUACAUCUGACUGAGUCCUUGUACAAAGUGAUGUGGCACUAUUUCUUUCCUGAAGAAGAACAAGACUCCCAGCGACGGCAGGAAGUGUGGAAGGUUUCAACUACAGCAGCUGCAAGGCGUGUAAAGAAAGGCUCAACAGUUCAUGAUGCAUCUCCAUCUAGCAGUCAUUCAACAAAAGAUGCUGAAACUUCCAAAUCAAGCACCUCCGGCUCUGCAGCUUCAAGUGUUAACCAAUCAAGUGUUCAUGUUGAUUCUUCCCAAGCACCAAAGUCGCAGCAUCUGAAAGCAAAAUCUGGUAGUGGUUCAAUCCCAGAGCUAAGAAGAACAUCUUCCUUUGACAGAACAUGGGAAGAAACUGUGGCAGAAUCUGUGGCAAAUGAACUUGUAUUGCAAAUGCACUCUUCAAAUGUUUCUUCACCAAAAGCUGGUCCAAAUGCUGGUCUUGAACAGCACGAUGACAACACUAAAAAUAAAUUUAAAGAUACCAAACAAGUGAAACCUGGACGGUCCUCUCAAGAUGAGAAAAAGGCCGGAAAAGUACCAGAUGAUAAAAGAUCCCGACCUCCUCGAAGGUUGAGGGAGUUUAACAAUAUCAAGAUUAGUCAGGUUGAGCUGUUACUUACCUAUGAAGGAUCGAGAUUUGCGGUAAGUGACUUAAGGUUGUUGAUGGACACAUUCCAUCGUGUUGAGUUCACUGGAACAUGGAGGAGGUUAUUCUCACGUGUAAAGAAGCAUAUAAUUUGGGGAGUUCUAAAAUCUGUCACAGGAAUGCAGGGGAAGAAAUUUAAAGAUAAAGCGCAGCCCACUACUGUUGCUGUUCCAGAGAGUGAUCUCAAUCUCAGCGAUAGUGAUGGAGGUUCAGCUGAGAAAACUGAUCAGCUCCCAAUGGCCUGGCCAAAGCGUACUAGUGAUGGGGCAGGUGAUGGUUUUGUUACCUCCAUAAGGGGCCUUUUCAAUUCUCAGCGCCGCAAGGCAAAGGCCUUUGUUUUGAGGACAAUGAGGGGUGAAGGAGAGAAUGAGCUCCAUGGUGAGUGGAGCGAAAGUGAUGCAGAGUUCUCACCAUUUGCCAGACAGCUAACCAUAACAAAAGCUAAAAGGCUAAUUAGACGUCACACUAAAAAGUUCCGUUCUAGAGGACAGAGAGGUUUAUCCAUCAAAGAGUCACUCCCUGCAUCGCCCAGGGAGAGCACACCUUUCGAAAGUGAUUCUUCAAGUGGAUCCUCACCUUUUGAAGAUUUCGAAGAAAAGCUUCAAGAGUUGUCGAAGGAAUCAGAACGUUCAUGAUACAGCUUGCACUACAGGGUUUUCUAGCUACCCGCGGCAUUCUCUUUGUAGCUCGCACAGACCAGAUGCAGCUAGCCUGAUGAUUUGCCUUUGUAACUUCCCAGGAAAGAUUUGAUAGAUUUCCUAGCCAUCUUUGGGACAAAGUGAGCUGCAGGUCUGUUUAUGUGGAAAUGGAAAUAUAUCACCAAUCUAUAUAAUAAAAACAUUACCAAUUGAAAUCGAGCACUCAUAUUUCUGUGAGAGUUGCACUUACUGCUCUCUCAUACCCUGAAAAAGAGUUGUAUGUUCAUAUUUAGGUGAGCCACAUAUUCACGUCCUCUUUUUCAGUCACUAUGUUUUCUCCACACGGGGAACCUUCAGGCUUCAAAGAGCCAAUAAUUUUGUAGCAUAGCAAGAGGUUGAAACGCGUCAUAAGUGGUAUUACUGUAUCACAAAUUAAAGAAAUAACAUUUUUUUCUCUUCACAUUUGUAUACGCAUGCAUCUAUGCAUUCUGCAUAGGGGACGACAGGUCCAAAUUAUACCGGCACAAUUGCGAUCAGAUGUGCUAUACAUGAAGCACGAGUUCACCACCACACUGCACGCAUGGACUGUGAGUGCAACAUUAGCCUCCGUUGUUAGUUUUACUACUAAUUAAUGAUUCCCAUAUUUGAUU
Messenger RNA from Sesamum indicum (sesame), 9113 nucleotides. It is a transcript of the gene SAB, whose product is annotated as HYPERSENSITIVE TO PI STARVATION 4. Lineage: Eukaryota; Viridiplantae; Streptophyta; Magnoliopsida; Lamiales; Pedaliaceae. The record is from RefSeq and is a predicted model, not a curated record.